GCGGCACAUGAUGCUAUCGGCGCUUCGACGACGUUCGUUCAGCUCGCGCGCUGCCGCUUCACGUCCCGGCCUGCUGCAUGUGGGAUGCAAUAUCCGACGAGACGAUCCGCCCUCCAAGCAGUAUGUGCCGAAUGCCGUGUCCGUGUCGCUUCGUUCGCCCAUCGUCCAAGUGUUUGGCAGCAACACUGACGUCGGCAAGACAAUUGUGUCGGCCGGUCUGUGUCGUGCGGCCGUACAGUCGUCUGCUACAUCGUCUGUGGGGUACAUCAAGCCGCUUCAGACUGGCGGAGACUCUAUGAUGGAUGCACGAUUCCUGCAUUCGCACAUGGAUGCCUCUCGCCUGACAUGUGAGACGCUGUUCUCAUGGGACACUCCCGUGUCGCCGCAUUUGGCCGCGCAACUCGAACAGAAAUCGCUCACGGACGACAUCCUUGUCCAUCGAUUGAGUGAUGCCAUCCACAAGUUGCAGCCCACCGCGUCCACGUUGAUGGUCGUCGAGACUGCCGGUGGUGUGUGCAGGUACCACCCACAUCCAUUCAUCCCAUCGAUCCCAUCGAUCCCAUCGAUGUCUCCAUCUUUAUUAGCCCUUCCGCGAGCGGCAAAUUCCAAUGCGACGUCUAUCGCCCUCUCCGCCUCCCCGCCGUUCUCGUCGGCGAUGGCAAACUAGGCGGCAUUUCCGCCACCAUGUCGGCCCUGGACUCGCUUCUCCUUCGAGGCUACGACGUGCCUUGGAUCGUCCUCAUCGAGCAAGACGACCUCGGCAACGCCGCCGCCAUCGCUGACCGCGCCGCGGAACUCAACAUCUCCGUGUUUGCCCUGCCAAAGCUCCCGCCGCAGCCCACGCCUUUGCAUGACUGGUACAUGGCUCAAGAUGAGAUCUUUAGAAGCCUCUUGAGCGCUAUAUCAACGUACCAUCAACGCCGAGUGGACCGAUUGCAUGCGAUUUCGUCACAGGCCCAAGACAUUCUAUGGUGGCCGUUCACCCAACACAAGCAGAACCGUGGGGUGCUCGUGAUUGAUUCAGCCUACGGAGACUCAUUUGCAACAUUUGAUGCGGCCUCCACGAGCCUCGAGCCCAUGGUCGACGCGUGCGCGUCAUGGUGGACGCAGGGCCUCGGGCAUGGCAACCCCAAGGCCGCCCUCGCGGUAGCCACCACUGCCGCCAGGUAUGGACACGUCAUGUUUCCUGAAAAUGCACACGAACCAGCUGUCCAAGUGGCCGCGAAACUGCUCGAUACGGUGGGCCGACACUGGGCGUCGCGGGUUUUUUUCUCGGACGAUGGCUCCACCGCCGUCGAAGUCGCGUUGAAAAUGGCAUUCCGAACGUUUAUCACUUCUUCUUCGUACAAUUCUACCACAGACAGCAACAAGCAGUUGGUGGUGCUGGCCCAGACCAACUGCUACCACGGAGACACUUUGGGCACGAUGCACGUGGCUGAGCCGAGCGUGUUCAACCUGUCGCAGCACCCGUGGUACAAACCCAAAGCCAUCUUCGCGGCGCCCCCCACCGUGUCGCUCUCGGCAGUAUCUGGAAAACAAGGGGUAACUGUGACGUGGCCAGAGGUGGACCCAGCCUUCGCCCUCCAUUUGGAGUCGCUAGAUGACCUCUUCGAUCCGACGUCCAGGGACGCCACCGCCGCCGCCGCCGCCUACGAAGCGUACGUGACUGACCUACUGGACCAUCACGUACCACCGCACGCCGUUGUGGGCGCUCUCGUGCUCGAGCCUGUGCUUAUCGGUGCAGGCGGGAUGUUGUUUGUGGAUCCAUUGUUCCAGCGCACGAUGGUGCUGAUAUGUCGCCGUCGGGGGAUUCCCGUCGUGUUUGACGAAGUGUUCAGCGGCCUGUGGCGCCUCGGGGCCCCGUCGGGCCGCGACCUUCUGCACGUCCAUCCGGAUAUCUCAUGCUUCGCCAAGCUGCUCACGGGCGGACUCGUGCCCCUCUCGGCGACGCUCGCCGCCGACCACGUAUUUCAAGCGUUUCACUCCCACGCUAAAGCCGACGCGUUGUUGCACGGACACUCUUUCACCGCCAACCCCGUGGGCUGCGCGGCGGCGCUGACGGCGCUCGACAUGUACGAUUCCCUUGGUCAAGACGAUGCGACCCCCCGGGUGUACUGGGACCCGGCGACCGUCGCGGCUGUCGGCCAAAGCACCCGCGUGGUCCGGGCGUUCCAGCUGGGAACUGUCGUAGUGUUUGAGCUGGCGUCGGAAGGCAAGGGGUACGAGGCCACAGGCGCCCAAGACUUCAUUAGACACCUGCGCACGGACGGCAUCUACGCCCGCGCCCUCGGCAACGUCAUUUACAUCAUGUGCUCCCCACUCACGACAACCGACGUCUGCCGCCAGGUGCUGCAGAAGGUCGCCAAGGUCGUACUCGGCUGAUUCAGUCGUCCUGUUCGCCGGUAGUAGGACGUACUAGUAGUACUGUACGAUGUGGAUGCGUACCCAUCAGAAUACUAGUACUGUAGUGUAGUAGUAUUAAUAACUUACUACGUUGUACUAGCAAGUUGUCCGAA
Molecule: messenger RNA, 2516 nt
Organism: Aphanomyces astaci
Lineage: Eukaryota; Oomycota; Saprolegniomycetes; Saprolegniales; Verrucalvaceae
Product: dethiobiotin synthase, variant
Exons: 7
Coding region: 685-2382 (565 amino acids)
Biological process (GO): biotin biosynthetic process
Cellular component (GO): mitochondrion
Molecular function (GO): dethiobiotin synthase activity; magnesium ion binding; S-adenosyl-L-methionine:8-amino-7-oxononanoate transaminase activity
Source: RefSeq, a predicted model, not a curated record